AUGGAAGAAGAACAAGGAGGAAGAGAGAGAAGUGAAGUGAAGUACAGAGGAGUGAGAAAACGGCCAUGGGGAAAAUAUGCGGCUGAGAUUCGCGACUCAAACAAUCACGGAGCUAGAAUUUGGCUCGGAACGUUUGACAAUGCUCAGGAAGCUGCCCGAGCCUAUGACAGGGCAGCUUACAGGAUGAGAGGCCAUUUGGCUGUUCUAAACUUCCCCCAAGAAUAUCCGACGUCGGUUAUGGGCGGUGCCGGCGCCGGCGGCGGUUCCACUAGGAAGCAAGUGUUCGAAUUUGAGUAUUUGGAUGACAAGAUUCUGGAGGACCUUCUUGAUCAGUAGUCCGAUGAAGGCAAGAUAAACAAGAAUAGUAGAAGAAGAUAAUUCAAGAAUUAUAGCUCUCUAUCGUCUCUUUCGAUAGAUCUUCUCUGAUAAUUAUGAUUGGUGUUUGCAAUAAUUUUUGGGUAUCUUCAAAAUCCUUAAAAAAAUGUACAAAGUAUUCUUAAUUUGAUUAAGAAUCUUUAACGCCAUAUGAUAAUG
This is a messenger RNA of Impatiens glandulifera, 534 nucleotides long. RefSeq names its product ethylene-responsive transcription factor ERF096-like. Gene Ontology annotation, molecular function: DNA-binding transcription factor activity; DNA binding. Gene Ontology annotation, biological process: ethylene-activated signaling pathway; regulation of DNA-templated transcription. The record is from RefSeq and is a predicted model, not a curated record. Lineage: Eukaryota; Viridiplantae; Streptophyta; Magnoliopsida; Ericales; Balsaminaceae. The transcript has a single exon. The coding region runs from base 1 to 336 and encodes 111 amino acids.